CUGGCGUUAUUAAUCUAUUUAGACCUCGUAUAACCGCGUUUAAGUCAACCUAUCGAUUAAAAUAUGUUUAAAUUAUUACAUUAUAGACGCUUUGACUGCGUCACCCUAUUGAACCAGUUUGGCUAAAUAGCUUAGCAUAACUAGCCGUCUUUACGACGAGUUUAACUAUGGGUGUUUUUUGUAUGAAGUCUAAUCGUUUUGCUGGCUAAACCUGUGUUAAAGUGUGCACCGUUGAAGUAGCCCCCGAUAUAACCGUGAACCUGUAUAAAACAAAUGAACUGUUAGCUGUGGAGCUCUGGGUGUUAGCUGAGGUAUUUGCUAGCAUGCUAGUUCACCUGAGUUAGCCUGCAGAUGGGUUUGUUAGCUCGGUGUCUUUUUUUUUUUUUUUUUUUGAUAUCGAACCCGUAAAUGUGUCAUAUGUGCAAGGCAAAUGUACUUAUGGGAUAAUAGUACAGCACUCCUGUCUUACAUAACUGCAGUCGUAUUAAAAUACGACUGGAGUAAAGGAUUGCAUGGGGUGAUGUCGCUGUAAAAGCUGCUAGCCGAUAGAUCUGCAAAGCUAACACCGCCAUCAGCAAGCAAAGCAGACGCUACAUAGUGUGAGUUUUCAGACACGGGCCAUAUUUCAGUUUCCCACAAUGCUUUGCUCAGCACAACCGGAAACUGAGCUGGCAGAGCCGUCUUUGGCCCGCGUCAUGGCGAUGGCGGUAGUGGAGGCUCCUUUUAGACACUGAAGACGAUGAAUAGGGACUUUCAUAUUGAUGAUUUUAGAGAAGUUUUUGAAAGUGAUAAGCAGUGGUUGGCCAGAAAGCGGUUUAUAAGCAAACACAUUGCAGACUAUGACACAUGUGACAGAGAUCAGCUGCUAGCUCUGUCCAUGGUGUGGGUCAACCACGUGUUCAUGGGAUGCAGCUAUGGCCCACAACUGAUGCAGAGAGUGCUUGAGAUGGCAGAGGGGAUUCAUGUUGGCGAAAUGCCCUCGUAUGAACUAGUCUCAAGUGCUGAAGCAAAAAAGAGGCCAAAUUCAUCGGAUGGAAGUGAGGAACCCAUGAGGAAGAUGCCUGUGUCCAAAUUUGGCCCGAGACCACGAUUCGAGCCAGUACACUUUGUCAGUGGCAGCAGCAGCAGCACCAGUGGAUUAGGGCGUGCUGAUGAAAAAGAAAAUGAGAAAGAACGCAGGAGCGGGGAGGUGAAUAGCAUAAGGCAGAGGGAGCCAGACCAGCCACACAGCAGUAGUCAUGGUUAUGGCCCUCCUCCCUCCUCAUCAUUAUAUGGUUAUGACUCUUGGGCUGAUCGUAGAAGCAAGGACAUGUCCUACAGCAACAAGAGUGGUUUUGGUUAUGGCAGCAGAGGGCCCACCUCAAACUUCAUGGGAAAAAUGCAUCAGGAAUACACAGCAAGAUAUGAGGCACACAGUGCAAGACAGGCAAACUCGCCUCCUCAAUCAAGCCGAUUUGAUAGCUAUGCAGGGGGAAGGCCUGGACGCUGGGAUUCUGGAAGGCAUGGCUUGGGCUUUGGCCAUAAGGAUAGACCAUCAUCUAGCAAAGGUUUGACUAGAGCCUAUGAUAGCCCAAGCAGAGCCAGUCCUGGCCUGCUCCCUACACCAAGUAUGCCAACCCCAGUUCCUCCAGCUACCCUGGAUGAGAAGCAGAGGUUAAUUACCAGGGUUGUAUCUGCUGUAGCAGUCACACUCCGAGACCCUGCAUUUGUGGGUGGACCUGAUGGUCCAAAUUACAACUUCAUUCUCAGCCGCAGCAUUCAGUCUUGUAAAACUAACCCUGAGUACAUUUAUGUUAAUUUAAAAGAUAUUCCUCAGUCUGACCUUCCCAAGAACAAGAAAGUCCCACCUGAGGGCUAUGCGUGUGAGCUGAGAUGUUCAGGUGUGUACCUUGCGACAGGCUACUCUGGCAGCAAGAAUGGUGCCAGGGACCGUGCAUCAGAGCAGGCUGUGAAACUUUUCAUGAAACCAGUGGAGGUCCGUGUAGUGCAACGUCAAUAUAAGCGCAAUUAUGUCAAUGACUUGGUAGUGUGCCAGUUAAACACACCCACCCCAGCCUUAGUUCCACCUCUACGCAACCCAGAGGACAGCCCACCACCCAGUACCAAGGGACAGUAUGUGCCUGAUAAAAGCAAACACUGGACAGAGUUUGUCAUAAUGGAAAAUGCCCAUGAUGCCAUUUGCAUCCUCAACAAUUCUGCUGCCUAUAACCGUAUGAAAAUUGACUAUACCUUUGAUCCAGUACCUAAUAGCAGUGCAUGGGUGUGUAGUGUAUAUUUGCAAGGUGAACUUUUGGCUCAAGCCAGAGGGACAAAGAAGAGCUCUAAACACACUGCGGCUGAAGAAGCUGUUAAAAAACUACGAAUGAACCAGGCAGUUCGCCAACAGCAGGAACAACAGGAACAAUACCAACAGCAGCAGUUCUCUCAAGGACACCCCAACGCUGAUCAGCCAGUUGGCAGUGUUGGCCAAUAUGGUGGACGAAAGAAACAUCUCAGUGAACUGGUUAUUCUAGAAAACUCAGAUAAUGCCAUUUGCAUCAUUAACGAUACUGCGCAGUUCAACAAGGUGGCUGCAGACUACAAAUUUACAGUGCUACCGGACCAUCGCUGGAGGUGUGAGGUCUACAUUGAGGGUCAGUUUGUGGCCGAAGGCAUUGGUCCCAAAAAGACUGUUAAACACAUUGCAGCUGAGGAGGCCAUUGCCACUCUGAAACGUACACAAGCAGUGGUGAAGUCAAACCUUAGGAAGGAGGGCAAUGUAGACGCCAUUUCCCGAAAUCAAAUUAUGGCUCGUUGUGGGGAGGAGGCUACGCGGCAGGAAAUAAAGGAGGACAAUAUUGGUAACCAGUUGCUCCGCAAGAUGGGCUGGACAGGUGGUGGGUUGGGUCGAGAGGGAGAAGGCAUAGCUGAACCAAUCAUGGUUAAGGAACAGUUUAGUAGGGAAGGACUCGGUAUGGACAUGGAUAAACAUGGUCAUCUGACAAAGCGUGAUAUUGAGGAAAUCAUACGCACUUAUGCUUGUUCAGAGCGCCAGGAUGACCUACGAUUCUCCACUGAGCUCAAUAAUGAGGAGCGUAAGCAAAUUCACCAGGUCUCCCAAAAAUACGGGCUGCGAAGCAAAUCUUAUGGCCAGGGAAGACACCGCUUCCUUGUGGUUAGCCGGAGAGUGCAAAAGGAUCAACUGAUUGGUCAGCUGCUGCAAGAGGGUCAGGUGGGACGAUACGAGCUGGUAAAACCUCAGGCCCCUGAAUGACUGGACCUCAAAGAACCCUACAUGUGACUGUGACUGAGUAGAGCAGAUGUACUUAUGUUUAUCAGUUUCAAAAACAGUUUAAAAUGUAUUUUUCAAAAAAAAAAAAAAAAAAAAUGUCCACUAA
Molecule: messenger RNA, 3377 nt
Organism: Pangasianodon hypophthalmus (striped catfish)
Lineage: Eukaryota; Metazoa; Chordata; Actinopteri; Siluriformes; Pangasiidae
Gene: nkrf
Product: NFKB repressing factor
Exons: 3
Coding region: 740-3253 (837 amino acids)
Cellular component (GO): nucleolus; nucleoplasm
Molecular function (GO): nucleic acid binding
Source: RefSeq, a predicted model, not a curated record